Molecule: messenger RNA, 1899 nt
Organism: Andrographis paniculata
Lineage: Eukaryota; Viridiplantae; Streptophyta; Magnoliopsida; Lamiales; Acanthaceae
Product: G2/mitotic-specific cyclin-1-like
Exons: 9
Coding region: 320-1690 (456 amino acids)
Biological process (GO): regulation of cyclin-dependent protein serine/threonine kinase activity; mitotic cell cycle phase transition
Cellular component (GO): nucleus; cyclin-dependent protein kinase holoenzyme complex; centrosome
Molecular function (GO): cyclin-dependent protein serine/threonine kinase regulator activity
Source: RefSeq, a predicted model, not a curated record
GACUACACACGAUAGUAAAGGUGUGGACGCAUGUACUGAAUCAUGCCUGUCAUAUUACAUGUAAUUUUUAACUUGAACUGCAACGGUAACAUUGCACCACGCAUUAGGCUUGUUUGGAAAUAAAUUAAUGCCGUUGGAUCAUCUUCCAUCCAACGGACAAAAGUUUGAAAAAAAAUUCGACCGUUGGAAGCGCACUUGCCUUUCAAAUAGGCUCCCAUUCUAACCCUUCUUCCCCAAGUUCGAUAGAUCUGUGUUUUCUCUCAGUCGCAGAAGAACAAUACGAAGAAGAAGAAGAAGGAGUUCAAAGAUUUAGGCAGAAAUGGCUUCAAGACAGGUGGUUCAACAUCAGAAUAGAGGUGGAGAGGCUGUUCAGGGAGGUGUUAAGCAGAAGAAUAUUGGGGGAGAAAGGAAGAAUCGCCGUGCCCUAGGGGAUAUCGGAAAUGUCGUUAUUGCUCGCGGCGGCGCCGCCGCCGUCCCGGCCGAUGGCAAGCCUAUUGUUCAAGUUUCUCGACCGGUUACAAGGAGUUUCUGCGCUCAGCUACUGGCAAAUGCACAAGCUCAGAAGAACAAGACUUCAGCCGCCAUUGUAGCCGAUGGAGCUUUACCAGAGGCCAAGAAAGCUGCCGGAGCUGGCCGGAAGCCCGCCGCAAAGAAAGCGGCUGCACCCAAACCCAAGCCGGAAGAGAUCAUCGAAAUCAGCCCCGAUUCGACGGAAAUUCCUAAAGAAAAGGAGAAAGUUGCCGCCGAAAAGUUAGCGAAGAAGAAAGCCCCGAGUUUCUCUACCACACUCACGGCCCGAAGCAAGGCGGCUUGUGGGCUGAGCAAAAGGCCGCCAAAAGAACUACAAAUAGUCGACAUCGACGCAGCCGAUAUAAACAACGAUUUGGCAGUAGUUGAGUACAUCGAUGACAUCUACAAGUUCUACAAGUCGGCCGAGCACGAGGGCCGGGUCCACGACUACAUGGACUCGCAGCCGGAAAUAAGCGAAAAAAUGCGCGCAAUCUUAGUCGAUUGGUUGGUCCAAGUCCACGAAAAAUUCGAACUUUCGCAAGAAACAUUAUACUUAACAAUCAACAUUCUUGAUCGUUAUCUUGCCGCGAAAAUUACUUCACGGGGGGAGCUUCAGUUAGUCGGGCUUAGCUCAAUGCUAAUCGCCUCUAAAUACGAGGAAAUUUGGGCCCCGGAGGUUGAAGAUCUUGUCGGAAUUGCGGAUAGAGCUUACAGCAACAAACAAAUAUUGGUUAUGGAGAAACGAAUCUUGGGGGAGCUAGAGUGGAUGCUGACAGUCCCGACACCGUACGUUUUCCUCGUCCGGUUCAUUAAAGCUUCGCAAACCGAAUCCGAUGUUGAGAACAUGGUGUAUUUUCUUGCGGAGCUGGGGAUGAUGAAUUAUUCGACACUGAUAUACUGUCCGUCGAUGAUUGCCGCGUCAGCAGUCUACGUGGCGCGAUCGACGCUGGGGAAGAGUCCAGCUUGGAACGAUACGCUCAAAUUGCACACGGGGUUUUCUGAGACGCAGCUUUCGGAUUGUGCUAAGCUGCUAGCUAAACUUCACUCGAGUGUAGCCGAGAUGAGGCAGAGAGGGAUAUAUAGAAAAUACUCCAGCUCUGAAAGAUGCGCCGUCGCGCUGCUUCCGCCGCCGGCGCCGCCCGCCACCGCCGGCGCCGCCGCUCUUAAGGCGGAGAACUGACGUGUUACCACCAUUGCUGACAAUUAAUUUUCUACCCUUUUGUACGGGUGGGCCCGACAUAAACUGAUGAGAGAGAGAGAGAGAGAGAGAGAGAGGAGUUUGAUAUGAUGUUAGGGUAGAUAGAGAAAGAAUAUCCUCGUUCUUGUAAGGGAUGAUUUUUUUUUUUUUGGAAUUAUUCUGCUGAUGGAUUGGAAUGGUAAUGGUUUUUU